AGGUUUUGGGGACAAGGUUAUUAUUAUUAUUUAGCAUAAGCGGUACUGGAGGUAGGGGAUGCGCCCUCGCUGCGGUAACCAAGCCUUUUGAAAUGCAAAGAUGUUAGUUACUUCCUACAGGGUGUUGCUUUUCUCCGAAGGCAUGCUUGGAGUUGCCAGAAGGCAUGCUUGGAGUUGCCAGCGUUUCGAAAGGGAAGAUGGAGAAACUCAAGGUUUCCCGAAGCCUUUUACAAGUACCAUAAUGCAGUCAUGCCGAUUAAAAUCAGGGAGUUUCUGCUGGGAAAUCUGAUAAUGGGACGCGCUUGUGGUUCUAGAUGUCCUGCAAGUGCCCAGAGUGGGGUGAAAGGAGUGAAUAUUUGCUGAAUGUGAGGAACAAUUUCCUUUAGUGAAGGAGGUAGUGAACAUUUUGGACUUACAAUGGCAUCAUGUCCUGACUGAUGGGGCUCUAGCAGAGGUUUGGGGGAAGGAAUGAUGCCGCCUAUAUAGGCAGUGGUGUGCUGAUAGUUGCUUGGGCACUAGAAUCUUAUACCUCUAGUUAUAUGGAAACCAGACUAGGAAAGUGUUUGGUUUUGUAGAUUUCCCCUGGCACAGUUCCUGUUUUGUGUAAAAAAGGCUUGUGAUCACUUGGCCUAUGGGAAUUAAAUAACUCUUAAGUUAAUUGCUUUAACGUUGUUUCUUUUUUCUCCUAUCCUGCAACUCUUUAACUCAUUUCAGUCAGAUACUCUAACCACUCUGCACUGAAGAGGAAGGAGUCCCUUCUUCACCUCUUGAAGAAGUUAGGAAGUCUAGUGAGACAAGAAUUAAACUUGUAGUGCCCUGUUGGAUCUGGAAACCUGCACCUUUAAGGACAGAUGUGGCUCACAAGAACAGCUUAACUUGGAUCAGAAGGCAGUGGAGAGCUAGGUGACAAUGGCAGGUGAAGACUGUGUAAGAAAACGCCAGUCUGGCUCCACUACAACCAACAAGAAGCCUGAGAAUGAAGAAACACAGAAGAGAACUGAGAAUGAGAGGUCAUUUCAAAACUCGAGCAACGGGCGGGUCGAUGUUGACCAUGUGAUAACAAGGAAAAUGCAGCUAAUAGCAGAAGCUGAGCAAUUGAAGCCAGCUUUCAUGAAGGAAGUAGACAGUCACUUCACGGAGUUUGUGAACAGUUUGGUGGCAAAAUCAGCACUCCUGGAUUCCUCAUCUCCAGCCUCUCUCUUCCCAGCUUCCUGCUCAGAGAAGGAGCUGCACAAAGCCAAGACCCUGAGGGCCCCUCCAGAACAUGGGAAGAUUUUUACUGCCAGGAGGUCCCUCUUGGAUGAACUGUUUGAAGUGAGCCACAUCAGGACGAUCUACCACAUGUUCAUCGCUCUUCUCAUUGUCUUCAUCCUGAGCACGCUUUUAGUAGACUUCAUUGAUGAAGGAAGGCUGGUCCUAGGAUUUGAUCUCUUGGUCUUUGUUUUUGGAAAGUUCCCAGUUGUCUUCUGUACUUGGCUGUGCAUGUUCUGUGCCACAGUUACUGUCCCAUACAACCUUUUUGUCUGGUGGGCCCAAGGCUACAGCAGUUCCUCCCAUCGUGGAAUCCGCUCUCUCUUCUAUGGGGUGUUGUUCAUGCUCUUCCAAACAGCUGGGCUGGGAUUUGGACCAACAUAUAUCGCUAUAACAUAUGCCCUGCCUCCAGCUUCCCGUUUUAUUGUAAUACUGGAACAGGUUCGUCUUGUUAUGAAGGCUCAUUCAUUUGUCCGGGAGAACGUGCCCAGAGUCCUGUCCUCUGUAAAGGACAAAUCCAGCACAGUACCUAUUCCCAGAAUUUCUCAAUACCUGUACUUCCUCUUUGCUCCCACCCUCAUCUACAGAGACAACUAUCCCAGGAAUCCCACGAUAAGAUGGGGCUAUGUAGCUACCAAGUUUGCACAGGUGCUUGGCUCACUUUUCUAUGCCUACUACAUCUUUGUGAGACUCUGCAUUCCUCUGUUUCAUAACAGUAGUCAAGAAACCUUCAAUCUUCGAGGGCUGGUCCUCUGUAUCUUCAAUUCCAUUCUGCCAGGUGUCCUGAUUCUCUUCCUGGUUUUCUUUGCAUUCCUUCACUGUUGGCUUAAUGCAUUUGCUGAGAUGCUCCGCUUCGCAGAUAGGAUGUUCUACAAGGACUGGUGGAAUUCCACUUCCUAUGCAAACUACUACCGGACCUGGAACGUGGUAGUCCAUGACUGGCUUUAUUACUAUGCCUACAGGGACUUCCUUUGGUUUUUUGGUAAGAAGUUCAGAGCAGCAGCUAUGCUGUCUGUCUUCACAGUAUCAGCUGCUGUACACGAAUAUGUUCUGAGCAUCUGCUUCGGCUUCUUUUAUCCAGUUCUCUUUUUCCUGUUUAUGUGCUUUGGAAUGGUCUUCAACUUCAUCCUUAAUGACCGUCGGAAAGGGCCCAUCUGGAAUGUGAUCAUGUGGACUUCCCUUUUCCUGGGCCAAGGUGUCAUCAUCUGUCUCUACAGCCAGGAGUGGUACGCCCGCCAGUACUGCCCUAUGGAAGAUCCCACGUUCCUGGACUACUUAAAACCACGCUCAUGGUCGUGUCAUAUGAAGAUGUAGAAAUGGUAUGCUCCAGCCACAUCAUCGUCGCAGAAGAUGAGAAUUGUCCUCCAAGUAUUUGGACCCAUGACCUAACUCACUAUGGACUUCUUCUAAGGGAAGUUGUGCCUCCUGAUUAUUGGGGAGAAACUGUAAAUUUUUUUUAAACAUUACUGAGGCAAACCAGUUGACCUGGAUUGCACCAGGCUUCAUAGGCAGCAGUUACUACAUGCUGUCCCACUUUGAGCCAUUCUCCUGCCAGUAAAGCAUUGAGCUGAUGGUGGAGUCUACUGGAAUCUUACUCAUCCAGAGGUCCCCCAAGUUGCUGCUCUUCUGGACAGUAGAUAGUCAGAUUUGCUAGUAGCUCAUUGUUGGCGUCCGUCCAUCUUCCUUGGCCACCCCUUUGCAAUCCCCUUUUUUUUUUUUUUCUCCCUUUUGGUAAUGGGAUAUCUGCAAAACUUCUCUUCUUUGUGAUCCUGUCUGCUGCUAGGACCCAGACAAGUGGUAGAGCAACACAGGGUAUUUGCCUCCUUGCUCUGAAAAUAGCCAAAGUAUUCCUGGAUGGCUUUGAACUGCAUUCUAUCUCUGUUGGCUGCCUACAGAUUUAAAAUGGGCAGAGGAAGAGAGGAUUAUCAGUUUACUUGUGGCUGCAUUGGAGAAUCGGGUUUGGAAGCAGGGCACAGUGUGUGCAGUCUUUAUUUGACCUUCUACACUGAAAAUUAAUAUUUUCUCUGUAUUCAUUAAGUUCCCAACUGACUUAAAGCAUUUUUUGUUCUCUGAAGGCCUUUGUGACUUGGGGAAUAGUUUUGCUUCUAGCGUUUCCUUUCUCUUGCUCCAAAUAAUCAAUUCUUUUAACACAGUUAACUUGUGAUGGAGCUUUUGCUUUAAGGUGUACAAGUUGUUAAGGCUUUCUUUAGUGUGAAAGGUCUGAAGUGCUAUGGCCCAACUGUAAGAAAAUGCAAUCAGCUUUACAAAUAGGUAGUGCAUUCUCAUCUGAGAUGGCUACAUCCAGCUCAACAUCUCAGAGCCUCUCACCCACGUGUGUUGGAGCAGCUUCUGCCACUGUUGGUGGGAGAUGAGGGUUGAUGCAGUGGUUGGAGUCAGAGCUCCUUCAUCUUCUUCAUCUACCUGUGUCUGCUCUUAUGUUGGUGGGGACUUAAUUGAAAACCAGCUUCCUAGGCAUUUCCCUCCUCUUUCUGGAGAGGUAGGACAUCCUCCCACACACACUGCUGAAGGGAGAUGCGUUAUGUGACCUUGGUGUUUCAAUAUCUAUUAAUUAGGCAGAGUCUCUUCAGUUUUCUUGUUCUGCCAGAUGCUGAGCACAAAAGGGAACUUACACAGUAUGUGGGUAUGUAUUUCUACAGUUUUACUGGGACUGCACCUCCUGUUAUUGGAGAGAGAGAGGGUGACCGGACGGAGGUACCUUAACUUUGGUCACAGGGAUUUCUGAAUUACUCAAAUGUUCACUUUUUCAAUGCACUUUUCAGUAACAGCUUUUCCUUACGGACCCACAGCCCUAGGUAUUGGGUACCAGCAGUAUUGGGGCUGUUGAUGGACUUGUCUCCCAGUCCACUUAAAACUGUGUUUUUUUGUUUUGGGCUUCUAUUUUUACUAACCCGAGUCACAAGUAACUUCGUGAAAGCCAGGUGAUACUUACAGUCUUCCAGGUCUUUGGUUUCCUGUAAGAAGGGAUCUGGCUCUUCAGAUAGGACAUGGUGUCAGGUCAAAUUUGCCAAAUACAUUUGCAUAUGAGGCUCUCCUCUAAAAUAUCUCCUACUGGGACUCGUGUGUUGAAAUGGUUACGUUAAUUUCAAAGGAAGGAUUUAAUGUAUAUACUGAAACUUGGCAGUAUUAGUAUAAAAAAUCCUGAGAAUCCAAUGGGUUUCUUUCUUCUCGUUCAGUUUGAUUAAUCCUAAAUCUUUCACUGUACCUUUUGUGAGAGGAAGGGACAGAAGGGCUGGGGCAACUAAACCUCCUCUUUUUUUAAAAAACAAACAACACCAUCCCAGCCUUUGGCCAAACAGCUUUGUCACCUCCUUAAUGUAGGAUGAAAUUCAGUCCAGUACUUCUCAGUCGUGGUGCUCAAAACACUUGUGUACGCCUGUAAUUGCACUCAGAUGGGGUGUGAUGGUCUGGGGACUUGAUUUGUCUUCCUGGUGCCCGUGUCAGGUCUUGCUACUGUCUCAGUGUUCUCAAAAGGAGAUCAAAUCAUGGCACUUUGUGCCAAGUUUUGGUGUUUCCCUCGCAGCUGGCACUGUUAUACUCCUCAUAAAGAACAUCAGUGUUUACUGUGUCAGCAUCCUGAGUGUUUGAAGCCUCAGGGCUUGAGCAUCUGGCAAGCAAAAGGCAACCAGUAAGGGAUGCUCAGCUGUUGGAACUAGUCUUGGUUUUUGACGAGCUGAGGUUUUUAGCCUUGUAGAUCAAGGCAUCUGGCAACUGUGCUGUCCGGGCAUUAAUAAUUGGGGGUGCUUUAAAUUUCAUGGGUUUUUUAAAUUGCUUUUGAACAUGGGCUUAUUUUAAUUUUUCUCAAGAGUACUGGAGGGGAAAUACUAAGUCUUUUGCACAUUGGUUGUUUAAUUAGAGUCAAUUAUACCAUGUUUGUUUGAGUUUCCUUAGGCUGCGCGUGCCAGAGCUAGCAGUAUGGUGUUCUGGACAAUAGUGAGGAUGCUGAGGUUCACAACCUGCCCCUUUACAAAUUCUUAAUAAUAGUAUAUACUGUUUCCUGUGGUUCUUUGCAAGGGAAGAAUUGUGCAGCUUGCUUGCUUCCAUGGUAACUCCCUCAGUUUUGAGGUGGGAAGCUUUGGAAUGGCAGCCAAUACAGCUGCAGCUCCUUGCUCAACAACAUCACGAAAAUCAGUAUUAAUAUGGUGAAACGUGUCCUGGUUUUCAUGCAGAUAACUGUUCUCAGGGUGACUGAACCUCUGCAGAGUCUUCAUGCCUAGUACCUCCUUUCUGUUGGGAUAUUUCACUUCCAGCCUUCAGAGGUGAGGGCAGUCCUGCCUCUGAGCUGCCAACGGUGUGCUCUCCUGUGACAGCACUCUGAGUAAGGCACGGGGGGAAGAGGAGGAAGUCAUGAUG
Messenger RNA from Calidris pugnax (ruff), 5622 nucleotides. It is a transcript of the gene SOAT1, whose product is annotated as sterol O-acyltransferase 1. Bases 910 to 2565 code for a protein of 551 amino acids. Lineage: Eukaryota; Metazoa; Chordata; Aves; Charadriiformes; Scolopacidae. The record is from RefSeq and is a predicted model, not a curated record. Gene Ontology annotation, biological process: cholesterol metabolic process; cholesterol efflux. Gene Ontology annotation, molecular function: cholesterol O-acyltransferase activity; cholesterol binding; fatty-acyl-CoA binding. The transcript is spliced from 16 exons. Gene Ontology annotation, cellular component: endoplasmic reticulum membrane.